CUAUAGAUUAGCUAUUUAUCUGAGAUUUCCACAGCUACCACCCCCUUCACCAUCGAUCUUGGCCAGGAAUGGAGUGGGCCAGCUAGCUGAUAGUGCUCCACCCCACUGCCCCGUCCUUGCCCUUGCCCCUCACCCGGGGUCACAUAAUCUCGGGCCGAUAAGCGGAACGGAACGGAAUAAACCAAACCCAUAUUGCAUUUGCAGCGAUAACGGACACAGGCGACAUGGCUCAAACUCAAUCCACCGAAGUGCUGGUCUUUGGCUCGGCCAUUAUAGACUUUAUAUGUUACACUCCCCGCCUGCCGAAACCCGGGGAGACGCUCCAUGGACACCGAUUUCAGACGGGCUACGGCGGAAAGGGCGCCAAUCAGUGUGUGGCCGCCGCACGACUGGGAUCCCGGACGGCGCUGGUGGCCAAAUUGGGAACAGACACCUUCGGCGCCGACUAUCUGCGGCAGCUGCGUGAGGAGGGGAUCAAUGUGGAGCACGUGCAGCAGCUGGAGGGCCAGACGACGGGCGUGGCGCAAAUAGGCGUAUCCGAUGGCGGCGAGAACAACAUCAUCAUCGUGGUGGGCGCCAACAGCAAGCUGAGCUCCUGCGAUGUGGCUCAAGCAGAGGCACUCUUCCAGGAGGCCAAGGUUUUGGUCUGCCAGCUGGAGACGCCCAUCGAGGCCACCCUGACGGCCCUGAAAUCCUUCCGUGGCGUGUCCAUUGUGAAUGCGGCACCGGCCAUGGAGAAUACCCCAAGGGAACUGCUCCAGCUGGCCGGGAUCUUCUGUGUAAACGAAAGCGAGGCGGCGCUGAUGACCCAGAUGGCCAUCGUUGAGACCGUGGAACAAGCUCAAACUGCCAUUGCAAAGCUGAUAGAGAUGGGAGCCAACACGGUGAUCAUUACCCUGGGCAAACUAGGAGCUGUCUUCGGAUCUGCUGAAUCUAAGGGCGCCUACCGGCAUGUGCCUGCACCACAUGUACCGUCCGAAAAAGUGGUGGACACCACGGGAGCCGGCGACGCCUUCAUCGGAGCACUGGCCCACAAUAUUGCCCGCAAUCCGAAAGGCAAACUGGAGGACAGCAUAGCCGCCGCCUGUGCCGUGGCCUCGCAAUCCGUCCAGUUGCCCGGGACGCAGGCCAGCUUUCCACGCACUUAGAGACGAAAUUCAGUCCGCACAAUAAAUCUUAUUCCUGA
Drosophila rhopaloa is the source of this 1186-nucleotide messenger RNA. Its product is annotated as ribokinase. Gene Ontology annotation, biological process: D-ribose metabolic process. Bases 225 to 1148 code for a protein of 307 amino acids. The transcript has 3 exons. The record is from RefSeq and is a predicted model, not a curated record. Lineage: Eukaryota; Metazoa; Arthropoda; Insecta; Diptera; Drosophilidae. Gene Ontology annotation, molecular function: ribokinase activity.